ACUUGCUGUCUGUCAAUUUUUUGUGUUUUGAAAAUGUUUUAAGUGAUGUCAAAGGUUAUGGUAGAAGAUAAACCGGUUGCUUUUAUUUAUAGAAAUGAAUUCUUAGGUUUUUACUGUAAUAAAUCUCAGCAUUGUUUAUGAUGAAUAGAUGUAUGUGCCCUGCUUAAUGCCUGCACGUACUAACCUACUUUUCAUAACUUGAGAUGAUUCUUUCUUUCCUCCUCUGAGGAAUCGCGCGAUAUGCCUUAUAAACAAUGUUCUAUUUUACAGAGAGAAUUAAUUUGUUUCGCUGUUAUAUUUUUAACUCAUGUAUAUUGUAAAGAUGUAGAGAAAAACGCAAUUCCAACUAUUUCAUUGAAAAAUUCUAAAGUUUAUGGACCUGGUCUUUCAGCAAAUUUCACAGUGCCGGUUCGAUACUUCUUUAUCGAACUACUUGAUACAGAACAUAGAAGUUUUUCAUCAUCACCAGAAAGUUUGAAUAUUCAAGUAUCUGGUUUGAAAGAAAAAUGUCGUAUCUGGUAUCAACUUCUUCAAAUAAAAGAAGGUUUAUUCAUUGCUCGUUACCGAUUAUAUGAAACAUGUGUUGGUGUUCAAAUUGAUAUUGUUUAUGAAAAUCAAUUUGUUGCUGAUGCUCCUUAUGUUAUAGAAGGGCUUAUAUUUCAAGAGCAGUGUUAUUGCCCUAAACCUAUAAAUGAGUGGUUGUCCAAUCUCAACUGUCCAUCAAGUUAUACUCAAAUCAAUGAUGAUCUGAAAUUAUUUCCUGAAAUUGAUAUGCGUAGUUCAAUAGAAGAUGCCUUACAAAGAUUUAAUCAUCCAGGAUCUUACAGCAUUUGUCACUACUCUGUAAUUUCAAAUCAGGUUUAUCGAAAAUGCUUUGGACAAUAUGUAGGUUUCAGCAUGUUUAUGGAUGAAAUAUUACUUUCUUUGACUCGGAAAAUGUAUUUGCCAGAUUUAGAGUUAAUUGCUAACUUAGGUGAUUGGCCUUUAGAACAACGAUCUGCUGCUGAAAAGCCAAUCCCAAUAUUUUCUUGGUGUGGGUCAAAGUCCACUAAAGAUAUUGUUAUGCCAACUUACGAUGUUACUGAAGCCACCUUAGAAAUGAUGGGCAGAGUUAUGGUUGACAUAUUAUCUGUAAUGGGUAAUUCUGGUCCAUCUUGGGAACAGAAAAUUCCAAAGGCAUUUUGGAGAGGACGUGAUAGUAGACAAGAAAGGCUUGAUUUGAUAAAACUGGCCAGAGAAUAUCCUGAUUUAAUCAAUGCUUCCCUUACUAAUUUUUUCUUCUUCAGAAAAGAGGAAGCUGAAUAUGGACCAAAAUCAGAAUAUAUAUCUUUUUUUGACUUUUUCAAGUAUAGGUAUCAAAUCAACAUUGAUGGGACAGUUGCUGCAUAUCGGCUGCCUUACUUACUUGCUGGUGGAAGCUUAGUUUUGAAGCAAGAUUCUGAUUUUUAUGAACAUUUUUAUAAUGACCUACAACCGAUGGUUCACUAUGUGCCUUUUAAUCGCAACUUGUCUAAUUUGGUGGACAAACUUCAGUGGGCUAUUGACCAUGACAAUGAAGCCCAAACUAUAGCUGAAAAUGCACAAAACUUUGCAUUAUCUAAUCUAAUGCCCAAAGAUAUCUUAUGCUAUUAUGCUGUUUUAUUUAAUGAGUACUCUAAAAGACUAAAAAGUGAGAGUAUUAUCCAUGAUAAUAUGGAACAUAUAAAGCAGCCUGUUCAAAAAAGUUGUUUGUGUCCAGAUGAAAACAAGCUGCAAGCCAAAUUCAGCAGAGAAGAGCUUUGAAGAAUUCAAAAAAAUGUCUUGGAAAAAAAGGAACAAAAUCAAGAUUGUGAUACAAACCUGCAAUUCAGAAUUUAUGUACAGAAAUUUAAGAAAAUGAAAUUUUACAGAAUUUAUAAAUUAUAUUAGUUUAACUUUUUAUGACUUAAGUAUAUGCAAAGCAUUUGUUAGUGACUUUUGUGCUUGUAAAAAAAAAAUCAAACAACAAUUUAUCUUGAAAUGGCAUAUCCAUAUUCUUAAGUUUGUAAAUUUAUUAAAAGGUAAUGUAUACCAUAUAGAUUGUUUUACAAACUACACAUUUUAUAUAUGCUUCCAUAUAUAUGAACAAAUAUUUUUCAUUUAUUUUUUAUACACAUAAGAACUUUUAUUAUAAUCAUGUACAUAUCAAAAUGUAAAAUUUUAAAAUAUAAUGCAUUUUUAUACUUAAAACUUUACAGGCUUUCUACUUAGUAUAUUUUGUUAUGUAUUUUAUUAUAAAUAUAUUAAAUUUCUAUAUAGGAUUUGACUCUUAUUGGAUCUUUUAGAAUAAGAUUACUUGAACAAAAAAUAUGGUACUUGCAGAUUCCUAAAUACUAGUUAAUAAAAACAAAUACUGGAGCCAUUUUUUUUUCUUUUCUGUAUCUUUGGUCAUGAUAUUUAUUCAUGAUGAAGGAAGUUUCUUUAGGUAUCAGUUUUCUGUGUGUUGUUCUUUGUAAGAAAAAUGAAAAUGAAAUGGUCAACUUUAUAUUUCAUGUUUUGAAGCUAUAUUAUUAAAUACAGGGUUGCCACUCAAAUUUGGGGGAAAAAAAAAACUGUUUUUCUUGCACAUAUAUACAGUAUAAAAGGAAAUGUGAAAAAAGCAUUCAUGUGUUGGGUAUAAUAGAAUAACAAUAUUCCCUAGUUUUUAUCAAUGGAAUAAGCAAACGGAAGUAAGCAAGAAUUCAAUAUUAUCUGAAAAAAUUGUAGGUUAAAUGAACAUUUACAUAUUAAAAAAAAUAAAAGAAAAUUUCAAAUUGGAUCUUUUUAUAUUCUGAGCAUGCUGUGAAAAUUUGUACUAUGAAAUAAAGUUGAAACAAAUUAAUCAUUCACUUUUUACAUAUUGCAUUGUUUGCUUGAGCUUCUGCUGUUUAGCAGUCACAGUGGUGUUGUUUAAUUUAGAGUUAUAUCAACGAUUUUUUUAUUUUUGCAAUAUUUAAAAAAUCUUUUUUUUAGAUAAAAAAGAAAAAGACAUUUAAAAUUCCUUCUUUUCCUGGUUUUAAAGAAAAUUUCAAAACUUCCUGUCUUUUUCUAGUAUUAUGGCAACCUUGAAAUAGUAAACAAAAGUUGAUUUGUAUUAUUAUUUGCUUUAUGGCAUGUUGAUAUAAUGAUUCAUUUGAAUCUUUAAAGCAACAAGUCAUUGAUUCAUUUUUUAAAAAUGUAAUAAAAAAAGUAGGAUAACUAAUGAAAUAAUUUCAUGUAAGUAAAUUGAAAAGUUAAGAGAAAAUUAUAAAAUUAAAUAAUUUAAAAAAAUUACUAAAUCUCAAUUUAAAAAAAUAUUUUGUGGAGAAAUACCUACAUAAACACAAAAUUGUAUAAUGUUGCUUUAUAAGUUUUUAUUUUAUAUAUUUAUGCAAAUGUUGAAGUUUUCAAAUUUGCUCUGACGUAAAAGCUAUACGAAAUAUAACUUGCAUUUCAAAAUAAGACAAAACUUUUGAUAUCUUGCAUCUGUGAUGUUUUUCCUGUUACUGUGACAAGAGUGCUGUGAAUAUUUCUUUAAUCUGUCUUAGCUUCCAAUUUUAAUAAAUUAAUAUUUUAAGCAAUUAUUUCUAAAAAAAAAAAAAAAAAACUUAUGUAUCAGUUUUAAUAGUAUAGUUUUGUUGAUUACAGUAGCUCGUAAUUCAAAAUCUUCUAGUGGUUGAUGAAUAAAUAGUAAAUUUUGUCACGUAAUUAUAAUUAAAUACUUUGAGAUUAAGACAGUUUACCCAUUAGAGGGCAGAGGGAUAAUUUUCUCUAAACUAAUUUAUGCAAUUCUUAUUGAAUAAAAAUGUAAAAGAGCCUCUAAGUAUUUGAAAUUAAUAUGCUAUACACACAACACAUUUUAUUUUAUCCUUUUAAUCUCAUUGAGUUCAUAGGUGAAAAAAGAGAGUAAAGAAUGAAUUACUUUUAUUAACUUUAAAAAAAUGCUUCAAAAAGUCUAUUAUUACCUUAUAAUAUUUUAAUCCAAAAUCAUCAGAGCAUGACUUCUAAGUAAAGAUUAAAUAUUUUGAAAUUGCAAAGAAGAAAAAAACAAAUUACCCUUUUAUAAUCAUUUGCACUUAGAAAUAUAAAUACAUAUAUAAUUAUUCUUGUUAAUGUGAGUUCCAAAAUCUGAGAAAUGUAACUAUAUAAGUGGUUUUUUUCCCCUGAAUAUUUAAUGUACAACUUUUUUUUUUUUUAUUUCUAUCCAAAGUAAGAAAUGUCACAGUGGUAGACUGCCUAGAAUCUUGUCUUUAGAGUGCAAAAGAAUUAACUGUUAAGCAGUUAGGCAGCAAUAUUAUUUUGAAUUUUGGUUUCACCAUUGUGAAUUGCAUAUUGUUAUUUGUAUGAGUAGUUAACUCUGAUCUGUUGUACUCUGCUUUCUACAAAAUUAUUUAUAAUUGAGAAAUUAAAAUAUCAAGUGUUAAAUAACUUGAUAAAAACCAUGAAUUCUUUUUUUUUUUUUAUUUUUAUGUUGACAAGGAAUAAGAAUGCAUGGUUGAUUAUUAUUAUUAAAUAUUUUAAAUGGAAGUUCCAAACCAAAGAUUUUAUUAAGUAUUCACUUGCACUGUUUUUUAAUGACAU
This is a messenger RNA of Argiope bruennichi, 4557 nucleotides long. Its product is annotated as protein O-glucosyltransferase 2-like. The record is from RefSeq and is a predicted model, not a curated record. The transcript is spliced from 10 exons. NCBI's taxonomy places the organism in Eukaryota, Metazoa, Arthropoda, Arachnida, Araneae, Araneidae. The coding region runs from base 241 to 1782 and encodes 513 amino acids. Gene Ontology annotation, cellular component: endomembrane system. Gene Ontology annotation, molecular function: glucosyltransferase activity.